Drosophila kikkawai is the source of this 1580-nucleotide messenger RNA. RefSeq names its product cyclin-dependent kinase 8 (gene Cdk8). The record is from RefSeq and is a predicted model, not a curated record. Lineage: Eukaryota; Metazoa; Arthropoda; Insecta; Diptera; Drosophilidae. Gene Ontology annotation, cellular component: nucleus. Gene Ontology annotation, biological process: protein phosphorylation. Gene Ontology annotation, molecular function: ATP binding; protein serine/threonine kinase activity.
UGUUAUCGGCAGACAGCUGACUGGCGGCAGCAAAAUUUAUAAACAAACUUUGGAAAUUUGCGAAUUUCAUACAAAAUGGACUACGAUUUUAAGAUGAAAACGCAGAUGGAGAGGACCAAGGUGGAGGACCUGUUCAACUACGAGGGCUGCAAGGUGGGACGCGGCACCUACGGCCACGUAUACAAGGCCAAGUGGAAGGAGACGAGCGAUGGUAAAGAGUAUGCGUUAAAGCAGAUCGAUGGCACCGGACUGUCCAUGUCCGCCUGUCGCGAGAUUGCACUGCUGCGCGAACUAAAGCACCAGAAUGUAAUCACACUCAUCCGGGUUUUCCUCUCGCACAACGACCGCAAGGUGUUCUUGCUGAUUGACUACGCGGAGCAUGACCUGUGGCACAUCAUCAAGUUCCAUCGGGCGGCAAAGGCCACCAAGAAGCAGGUGGUGGUGCCGCGCGGCAUGGUGAAGAGUCUGCUCUACCAAAUCCUUGAUGGCAUUCACUAUCUGCACAGCAACUGGGUUCUGCACCGUGAUUUGAAGCCAGCCAAUAUUUUGGUGAUGGGGGAUGGUAAUGAACGCGGACGUGUUAAGAUCGCCGAUAUGGGUUUUGCACGUCUGUUUAAUGCUCCACUGAAACCGCUGGCGGAUCUGGAUCCCGUGGUGGUCACAUUUUGGUAUCGCGCCCCGGAGCUACUGCUGGGCGCUCGCCACUACACCAAGGCCAUCGAUAUCUGGGCUAUUGGUUGCAUCUUUGCCGAGCUGCUCACCUCGGAGCCGAUAUUCCACUGCCGGCAGGAGGACAUCAAGACGAGUAAUCCGUAUCAUCACGACCAGCUGGAUCGCAUCUUCAAUGUGAUGGGCUUUCCGCAGGACAAGGACUGGGAGGACAUCAAGAAGAUGCCGGAGCAUCACACGCUGACCAAGGACUUUAAGCGCUCAACCUACUCCACCUGCUCGCUGGCCAAGUAUAUGGAGCGUCAUAAAAUCAAGCCGGACAGCAAGGCUUUUCAUCUUUUGCAAAAGCUACUGCUGAUGGAUCCCAACAAGCGUAUUACCUCUGAGCAGGCAAUGCAGGAUCAGUACUUCCAGGAGGAGCCGCUGCCAACGCAGGAUGUGUUUGCUGGCUGCCCCAUACCCUAUCCCAAGCGUGAGUUCCUUACUGAUGAUGACCAGGAGGACAAGUCGGACAACAAGCGGCAGCAGCAGCAGCAACAACAACAGCAGCAGCAGCAACAACAACAACAACAGCAGCAACAACAGCAGCAGCAGCAGCAAAUGAACUCUGAACCAAAUGCCAAGCGUGUUAGGUUGUCUGGUGCUGGUCAGCAGCAGGACUUCCAUCACCAGCAGCAGGCUCAGCAGCAGCAGCAACAACAACAGCAGCAGCAACAACAACAGCAGCAGCAGCAACAACAACAAAUGAUGUUCAAUCAGCAACAGAAUUUCCAGCAACGCUUCAACUAAGCAAAGACUGAAUAAGGCAGCAUUUCUAUCCACCACUCCGAAUUACCUUAGCCUUCUAAGUAUUUAAUGACUUUUUAGCUUUUAACAAACAAGAAAAAAUAUAAGGGAAAGUAUGAAACCUA